AUGUCAUUUCACCUUGUGUGUUUCUUCUAUUUAAAUCGUCUCAUCUCUUUCCUCUCCCUCCAAAAGUACAAACACAAGGAGUCGGCCCGCUCAGACAUUGAAGCGGCAACACGGGCCUACCCCAGCCUACCGGUGAAAUACCAGUCCUUCACAUUUGACGAUGGUACAACCAGCGACCUCCUCAGUCUAGAUGGUACCCUGCCGGUAACGUAUGACGGUCACACCUACAACAUUCCGGUAGCCGUUUUCUUCCUCGCCGCGCACCCCCACUUGCCACCGAUGGUCUACGUUCGACCAACCAGCUCCAUGGAGAUUAAGAAGGGCAAAAAUGUGGAUAACAGUGGUCGCGUGUAUCUGCCCUACAUUUCCAGCUGGAAGCAUCCACAAUCCAACACUGUCCAGCUUCUUCACCUCCUGCGUCAGGUCUUUAGUCAAAAUCCUCCAGUCUUUGCCAAACAGCCAGCCCGUCCACCUCCUCCCACAGGCCACGCCGGUCAGCCGAGCGUCGGUUUUCAGGCCUAUCCACCUACCCAAGGAUCAGUAGGAUCGGAGCUGGGCGGCACUGACAAAAACGGACUGCCCGUUUACACGUGCCACGCGCGCGCUUCGUCCCCUAAAUACAUGCGUGCGAGGCUUCACCGAGUGAGCCUGAGAUCCGCAUUGGUGCCCAGUUACGCCUACGCGGCUCACAACGUGGCUUGA
Dibothriocephalus latus is the source of this 702-nucleotide messenger RNA. NCBI's taxonomy places the organism in Eukaryota, Metazoa, Platyhelminthes, Cestoda, Diphyllobothriidea, Diphyllobothriidae. The record is from the annotation of a GenBank genome assembly.